Arachis stenosperma is the source of this 3774-nucleotide messenger RNA. RefSeq names its product putative disease resistance protein At3g14460. The transcript is spliced from 2 exons. The coding region runs from base 139 to 3468 and encodes 1109 amino acids. Gene Ontology annotation, molecular function: ADP binding; protein dimerization activity. The record is from RefSeq and is a predicted model, not a curated record. NCBI's taxonomy places the organism in Eukaryota, Viridiplantae, Streptophyta, Magnoliopsida, Fabales, Fabaceae. Gene Ontology annotation, biological process: defense response to other organism.
UAAAAAAAUUUUUAUUGGUGUUGUUAGUGCUGCAAGAGUGACUGAUGCUGUUCGCUUCCUUCUUGCAUGAGCACACAAGAAGAUUAUUAGAUUAACUUGACCAAUUUCUUUUUAUCGUAUUCAUAUACUCCCCAAGAUAUGGAGCAAUUCACAAGCCAACCUCUUUCGUCUUCGAGCAAGAAGGAUGAAAGAAGGCUCAUAGAGAGCCAUAGAAGGAACCUGAUGAAGAACCUCUACUCCAAACUCAACUCUCUUCAACCUAAUUCUAACACCACGAAAGCGUUGCCGGAUCAACUGGAUGAAGCCAUCAACUACAUAAAGAGCUUAGAGGAGAAGGUGAAGAUGGCUGAGGACAAGAAACAGUCCUUAUUGGUUGGAAAGAAAAAGAGGUCGCGUCCUGCUGAAUGCAGCAGCAGCUCCAUCACCGAUUCAAUGGCGGCUUCUACUUCUCUUGAGCUUGUUAUGGCAACUUGCUUGGAUACGCAGUUCAUCUUCCAUGAGAUCAUUCGCGUGCUGCACGAAGAUCACCACAUCGAUUUCGCGCACUCAGAGCUUAUAGCCAAGCUCAUGGACAAGCUGUUGGUCCUUGACGAUCUCAUAGAAAAGUUGCAGUUUUCAGAAGGAGAAAGAGGAGACAGAGCUGAUGAGAAAUUGAAAUGGUUACAUCUAAUGCAAGAUGUUGUUCGUUUGGAAGAACAUCAUCUUUUGCAGAAAAUGGAUUCUGUUGAUUCUAUGAGUUUGCAGAAGCUACUGAAGCGUUUCAAGUCUCAAAUAUGUCAAAUCCUUUACUUCAUUCUCAUGAAGGGGAAGAAGGAUAACCUUGUCCUUGCCCUUGCCAUUGGCAAAGAAGAGGACCUUCAUACUCUGCCAGAAUUACCUUUAUCUUAUGUCAAAGAUAGCUUAUAUGGCAGAGGUGAAGAAGAGAGGUAUAUACUGGAAAGCCUACUGUUAUCAAGCGAACAGCAAAAACAGAUCAAGGUGAUUAGCAUAGUGGGAAAAUCCGGGGUAGGCAAGACUUCAUUGGCUGAUGUUGUUUACUUCAACCCCAAGGUUUUGGAGUGUUUUGAUCUUAGAGCUUGGGUUACUUUUUCCCACAAAGUCACUGCUACCUUCGUUGCAAAGAAAAUUCUUGAGGAACUAGUUACUGAUGAUGAUGGGGAGGAGGAGCUUGUUCCCGGUGAUGAUUUCGAUAACUUGAAGAAGAGAUUUGCUGGGAAGAAACUUCUGCUGGUAUUAGAUGAUAUUAUGGUUGAAGAUGAUGGCUUACACAAGUGGGACAUGUUCAUUGCUUCCCUUGAAUCUGCAGCAGCAAGAGGGAGUGCCAUAAUGCUAACCUCUAUUCCCCAUGACAAUCCAGAACUACUCAUGAUACCUGCUUGUCAUACUGUGCAUCUUGAUUCGCUGUCAGCAGAGGAUGCGCUGUCAAUCUUCUUGGUGCAUGCUUCUUCUGGGCGGACGGACCUUCACGAACACCCUGGGGAGUUAGCAGCAGUUGGCAAGGAAAUCGUUGGAAAAUUGGGAAACCUUCCCUUGGCUGCAAAAAUGAUAGGGAGCCUCUUUCAAGAUAAGCGAAAUCCGGAUCAAUGGGCUGAGAUAUUGAGGAGUGAAUUGCUGGAUGUAGGCCAUGCAAAUCUCCUCCCAAUUCCUCCAUUUCUAGUACUAUGCUACCUUGAUCUCCCUGCGCGGAUCAAACAAUGCUUUCUUCAUUUGUCAGUAUUUCCGAAGGGUUAUCAAUUAAAGCGGAAGCAGGUUGUCAACUUGUGGAUAGCCGAGGGCUUUGUGGAAAGCCCUGAUUUUCAAUCGAGUUUUAAGAGCUCUGAAGACAUUGGUAAUGCAUACUUCAGUUAUCUAGUAAUGAGGUCAUUUUUGCAGCCCAUUCGGUCUAGUGUUAGUUUUAUAAUGCAUAAUCUGGUUCAUGACUUAGCAACCUACAUGGUAGAGAAGUUAAACGAUUGCCAUUUAUCCUCUAAUCAAAGCACAGAGGGAAUAAGCAAUUUGAUAAACUUGCUCCACCUUGAUAUGAAAGGUAGCAGUGUGCAAGGAAUGCCUUUGAAAAUUCCUGAAUUUACAAGAUUAGAAAAGUUAGCAAGGAUUGAAGAAACUACUAUGAGUGAGUUUGAAGAAAUUCCUGAUGAAGCAAAGAUGGAAACUAAAUCCGCAAGAAGGAGAUCGCCACUUCAUUUGUCAGCCUCAAAUAUACCCAGUUUGAAGAGAACUGAUAUUCUUAGUCAUGAGGUUGAAGCUGAUAUUCCCAGUUUUGAACAGCAAAUAGACCCAAAAUCUUCAAUGGCUAAAGCUGAGAUUCCAGCGAGCAUAAAACAAGAAGCUGUCCUUCCUCUUAUGGAUACACCUAACACAACUGCUCCUGUCAAGGUAGAAGCUUUAACCAGAGAAGAUUUGGAUCAUGACAAACCAUCCUUCAAAGUAUUAAGGGUUUCAACUAUAUCACAAUUCAAGUCCUUGCCUGCCAAUCUGUACAGCCUAAAAAUUGAAGGGUGUGAAUCCUUGGAGGUCGUUCCAGAUGAUAUAUUAGGGGGAAUAACUACUCUUAAGCAGUUGUAUCUAAUCAGUUGUUCUUCUCUUAGAUCCUUUUCUUACCCCGGUUCCUUGACAUCACUUUACAUCCGUAACUGCAGAAGAUUAGAAUUUCUCCCAUCUGCAGUAUCAAGAAAGAGGCUUCCCUUUCUCCAUCAUUUGUCCAUAGGGAGUAGCUGUGAUUCUGUCACUACCUUGCCCUUAAAUAUCUUUUGUCAACUCAAAAGUCUUUGUAUAUGGGAUUGCCUCAAUCUUCGAUCGUUUGAUUUUACUGGGGAACCUAGAGGUGAUCUUACAUCUCUGGAGUCACUAGAGAUUAGAGAGUGCCCAAGAUUGGAAUCUUUCCCAGAGGAAGGACUGCAUGCUCCAAGGCUAGCAUCCAUUUUACUUUCCAACUGCAAGAAUCUUAAAAACUUGCCAAAUGCUAUGAACUCUCUCGCAUCACUCAAGUCAUUAUUUUUACAUAGUUGUCCACAGAUUGAAUCUUUUCCGCUUGGGGGAUUGCCUUCAAAUUUGGUUUUUCUAUCCAUAGCUUACUGUGACAAACUUACACCACAAAAGGAUUGGGGGCUGUACAGUCUUGAGUCUCUGAGUUAUUUUGAGCUUGAAGGUGGAUGCAUAGGCAUGGAAUCAUUUCCAGAGGAGAAUUUACUACCUUGCAAUAUCAUCUCUUUACACAUAAGCACAUUGAAGAGUCUCAAGAAUCUGGACUGCAAGGGGUUUCAACACCUGAAUGCUCUUCAGACACUUGAAAUUCAUUGCUGUGACAUGCUUCAAUCCUUGUCCAAUCACGGGCUUCCUUCGUCCCUGGAGAAUCUCUGCAUUCAGGAAUGCCCAUUGUUGACUAAUAAGCUUGAAUCCAUGAUGGGUGAUGAAUGGCAUAAGGUGGCUCAUAUUCCAGACAUCCAAAUUGAUCACCAAGUACUCUCUUGAGACACUCCCUUGUAUCUCUCAAGUCACUGUCCACAAAUUAAAUAUUUUCUACUUGGCUGCCUGCCUUGCGAGUUUAAAUUUUCUAUCAAUAGCUUAUUGUAACAAACUUUAAAUGGUGCCAGGUGACACGCAUUCAAGAAACAGUGUUGCAUGCUCGAAAUCCAAAAGCAAAACCAAACUGAUAGAUAAUUAGAUACAAUGUUGUCGUUUGUGUUACUUCAAGAAUUCAUAUAUCAUGCUGAGCUCUAGACUUUCAGAGUUUUACCACAAUUCUGCUACACUCUCUUAGGUUGUUACUAAGGAGCU